Molecule: messenger RNA, 737 nt
Organism: Centruroides sculpturatus (bark scorpion)
Lineage: Eukaryota; Metazoa; Arthropoda; Arachnida; Scorpiones; Buthidae
Exons: 6
Coding region: 185-676 (163 amino acids)
Source: RefSeq, a predicted model, not a curated record
GUGAAACUCUAUCGAAAAUAACUUGCGCAAUUUUAAUACGUGGAAUAUCCGAUGAUGAUAUUUUUCAACAUCCUUCAUCAAAUGUAUUCUUAAAUUAAUGAAUUCAGUUUAUUUUAGAUCGUCGGGAGGUGCUAUCGAACAUUGAGAAGUUUAAAUAUAAAUUGUAUUUUUAGAAAACUUAAAAAUGAAGUAUCAAUGUCAACUGCACCGAUGCUUCUGCUUUAAAAACAGUAAAGAUGCUUCGCUAGCAUCGGGAAUUUAUACAACUGUUGUGUCUGCAAUCGGUUUAAUUGCUGUCAUAGCCAUUUGGUCUAUCUCCGAAUUUCAUUCGUCUUCAAAAUAUUUUUUUAUUGCGGUGUACGCUUCAUCUUUAACAUUCUGUUUAAUAUUCCUUCCAUUCAGUUUGCUUCUGGUGUAUGCCGUGAUUAAGAAAAAACGUUUGGCCUUAAUACCAUGGAUGAUUUGGUUGAUGAUUUUAAUGCUCUCUCAACUUGCCGCAAUUAUUGGCUUUUUUGUAUUGGAUAUGUUGUCUGGAGAGAUUUCGCUCCUUCUUGCUUGUGCGGCUGUACUUCUGGCUACGCUAGGAUUACAUAUUGUUUGUUUCCUUGUGGUAAUAACAUAUUAUCGAUCAUUGGAAGUGCCUCAACGAACUGAAGAAGAAAUGGAAAAGUUGUGAAUUUGUAACUUUACAGUAACAUUAAAAAGUUUUUUAUUAAUUAACACUACUUAAUGAUGUA